AUGCGUGAAUAUAGCGUUGGCACCUCACCGGACACAUCAAGACGUGGAUUAACGUGCGUGAACGUGAAAUGCGCACGCGUGGCAGCAUAUAAGCAGCAGAUCAACGAAGUCGUAUUCAUUUUCUGGUGGUUCGACCUGGCGACUGGACGCAUGGCGACACGUUCGACACGUUCGACGUCAUUCGGUUUCGCUGCGUGCGACGAAAACAUCGGCAAUCAACGCACUCAACUGGGCAACACUAUCUCCAAUGCGUUGUAUGGCGAGUUUGCUCAGCCUGCUGUUCAACAACAACACAUGGGUCAGUGGAUGGUUAACACUGGCACAAGGAUGGGGCAGCAGACAUUCGAUCAGGGUGACCAUAAAUCCCAUGCGAUUCGCAUGGUGCGCAAUACGCAAACCAGUAGUCCUGCGGCAGUUAAGCUUUCACAGGAUCGGAUUUACCAACAGUUUGCUCCUAAUGACUCCGAAGAGAACAAGCGAUUCACGGUAGGAGUAACUCCGCAGUUAAAAUCAUCAAGAAAUUUCGAUUAUGUUUUUGGGACGGCUACGGCCAAGAAUGCCCGGACUUUGUAUUGCAAGGCGGAAGUCAUGGUGCCUUUCAUGUUCACUUUCCCUCCGAAUUGUGAUUCUGAAUCACAUAUACGCGUUCGUGCUGAGUAUGUGGAAGAGAGGUACAUGAGCAAACCCGUCGCGCGUUGUCCGAAUCACUUGGCAAAGGAUGGUAGUGAUAUCAAAAUGCAUUUUGUGAGAUGUGAGCAUUCACAGACUGAAUAUCUCGACUCCAAUGAGAAUUACGAGUUGCGUAUUCCCGUGUGCCAGAAGACUGGUUUCAUGUUCAUGUGCUUCAAUUCUUGUUCUGGUGGCAUUAACCGUCGUCUGGUUCAAAUCACCUUCGUACUUGAAGGAGCGUAA
Molecule: messenger RNA, 912 nt
Organism: Angiostrongylus costaricensis
Lineage: Eukaryota; Metazoa; Nematoda; Chromadorea; Rhabditida; Metastrongylidae
Source: the annotation of a GenBank genome assembly